Molecule: messenger RNA, 366 nt
Organism: Acaulospora colombiana
Lineage: Eukaryota; Fungi; Glomeromycota; Glomeromycetes; Diversisporales; Acaulosporaceae
Source: the annotation of a GenBank genome assembly
AUGGACAUGAAGGUGCAGAUCGCCGGGGCUCGACUCGCUCGUCAAGUCAUGAGCACGCCUCCGCUCUCUGGACUUCGUAACGCCGAGACCACUCCCAGAUGUCUCGUUCCCGACAAUGCAUCGGAUGAAGAAUGGAAGACGUGGGUUUUUAGGACGUUCAAUCCUGUCAGCCAUCCCAUUGGUACCUGUGCAAUGAUGCGCCAAGAUAUGGGUGGUGUUGUGGAUGGGAAGUUGAAGCUUUAUGGAGCAAAGAAUGUGCGGAUUGUCGAUGCUAGCGUCAUGCCGACCCAAGUCAGUGCGCAUUUGAGCAGCACGCUCUAUGGCAUUGCGGAAAAGGUCGCAGAUAUGAUCAAAGCAGGACUAUAA